AUGCUCGGUGCCUUCAGAACGUCCUCGCCGCUCUACGGUGGGCUACUCUGGAAAAUCCCAUGGCGGCUCUCCCCUCCUCGAAAGCGGCGGCAGCGUAAACGCCUUAAGCUCGUUGACCGCGUCGUUUCCACCGUUGCUUCCGCCUUACAGAGGAACAAGAUUACAGAGCCGGAGCAAUUACAGAGAUGGAAAGCGGAGAUGCCGACGCAGGAGGAGAUGAAACCGAAGGAUAAAUAUACGAUUUUUGAUCGGAAGGUUAAGGGGUAUAGGAAGGGUGUGCAUAGUGAGUAUGGCCCUUUCCUGGUUCUUUUAUUGGGGACGGCUGUAAAGACUGGAGACAUAAAGAGUCUUGUGAUUGGGAUGGGAGGGCGAGCAGGUGAAUGGGUGAAGAUUUGGAGCAGAGGCUGA
Molecule: messenger RNA, 408 nt
Organism: Bacidia gigantensis
Lineage: Eukaryota; Fungi; Ascomycota; Lecanoromycetes; Lecanorales; Ramalinaceae
Exons: 2
Coding region: 1-408 (135 amino acids)
Cellular component (GO): mitochondrial large ribosomal subunit
Molecular function (GO): structural constituent of ribosome
Source: RefSeq, a predicted model, not a curated record